AUGCCUCCACCGACUCGGAAGCCGCCCAUGGUCCUACUCUUUGACAUUGGUGGUGUCUGCGUCGUAUCUCCCUUCCAAGCAAUCCUCGAUUACGAGCGAUCCAAAGGCAUCCCGGAAGGCUACAUCAACUGGACCAUCUCGCAAUCCGGACCGCAGGGCAGCUGGGCGCGCCUCGAACGCGGCGAGCUCGUCUGCGACCAAGUCUUCUACAAAGCCUGGCACGCAGAUCUCACCAACGAAAAGCGUUGGCGCGAGUACCACGCCCGCCACCUCGCCAAACAACACAAUCUCAAGUCCAGCCAGGGCGCCGAGGAGGCCGCGUACCAGGCUCCUCCUCUUCCGGAGAUCGAUGCGGAGGCGCUGCACAAUGAGAUGAUGAGCAUUGCUCGACAGCUCGAUCCGCACAUGGGGCCCGCGCUCAAGAAGCUGCGGCAGCAUGCGGAUCGGAGUAAUGGGCGGCUCAUUCUUGGAGCGCUGUCUAACACUUCGAUCUUCCCGCUGGGGCAUAAGCUGUAUGACGGAGCGACGAAGGAUGGCAAGGCGAGUAGUGCGCUGGCGGGCAUAUUCGACGUGUUCAUCUCUAGUGCGCAUAUUGGUAUGCGGAAACCUCACGAGGAAGCGUAUCAGUACGCCAUCACGAGAUUGCACGAGUUUGUGAAGACGAAAGACUACCGGGAUGGCGUGCGAGCCGAAGACAUCACCUUCUUGGACGACAUUGGACAGAAUUUGCGGACGGCAAGGAAGUUGGGGAUGAACACGAUCAAGGUGAAUUUAGGGCGUGCGGAUCUGGCUGUGAAGGAACUCGAAAAGAUCACGGGCUUCGAUCUUUCAAGUGAUAUGGCAAGGCUCUAA
Neohortaea acidophila is the source of this 852-nucleotide messenger RNA. RefSeq names its product HAD-like domain-containing protein. NCBI's taxonomy places the organism in Eukaryota, Fungi, Ascomycota, Dothideomycetes, Mycosphaerellales, Teratosphaeriaceae. The coding region runs from base 1 to 852 and encodes 283 amino acids. The transcript is spliced from 2 exons. The record is from RefSeq and is a predicted model, not a curated record.